Peronospora belbahrii is the source of this 1836-nucleotide messenger RNA. Lineage: Eukaryota; Oomycota; Peronosporomycetes; Peronosporales; Peronosporaceae. The record is from the annotation of a GenBank genome assembly.
AUGGAGAACCACUUUGAGCGAGUGCUGGCUACAGAGGCUGCUCCUAAGCGUCCUGCUGACUUUACGUCCUCAUCUCCUAUUACUAAGCGUACUUGUGUGUCUCAUGAAGCUAAUGAUAUAAAUAUAAGUGCAAUUGUCGAUGCUGCUGAAGCGCAAGAAGGCGACGCACUGGAUGCCCGAUCACUCAAGACGAUGGCCAAUACCGUAAAGAAACACGUACGACGCAAUGCUUUAGACCGGGAAAAAUAUGCAGAUGAGCCGAAUAAGUUCUUAGAGUCGGAGCUUGCACUUGAUCGAGAACUGACGCGCUGGAAACAAGUGGCAGCCAAGCCGGAGCUCUUCGCUGUCAUGAUAGAGUUGCAGGUGCCUCGCCUGCUGCUAGGACUGUUCGCGCACGAGAAUCUCGACAUUCGGUUGACUGUUUUGAGUUUGCUGGCAGAUCUGACGGAUGUCGAUGAUGCGACAGAGUCAUUGGAGCCAGCCAGAAAUCUAGCUCAGCAUCUCGUGGACGAAAAGCUCUUGCCUUUGUUGAUCACCAACUUGUUUCAACUGGCAGCUGUAGCAGAUGAAGGGAAAGAGGGCGAUCAAGUAAAGGAGGAGAUGACGGGUAUAUAUAAUUCGCUGCAGAUUCUGGAGAAUUUGGCGGACUUGGAGCCUCAGGUGUGUGUCGAAGUAGUGGACAAGACGGCGGUGUUGCCUUUUCUGUUGAAACAAGUGGCGCCUGGUAGAGAUUUUAGUGACAACAAGUUGUAUGCAAGUGAGAUUCUGUCAAUUCUGCUACAAUCGGGAGCAAAACCGAGAGAGAAGUUUGUGGCGUGGACGGGGAAGGAAUGGCCAAAUGAGGAGCAAAGAAUUGUGACGAAGAGCGAGAAAAAGAGCAAGGUGAAUCUCAUGGAUGAUUUGCUGCAAGCACUGGCGCCGUAUCGGAAAAAAGAUCCGGCCAGUGAUGAAGAAGAAGAGCUAGUGGGGAACUUAGUGAAUGCUCUGUGCAGCGUUCUGCUUGUGCCAGAAGCGCAGACGCAAUUCCGCCGCCUCGAAGGAUUAGAGCUGCUGCUGCGUUUCAUGAAAGAUCGUAAACGGUUUAUGUUUAGUGGAGCAUUGUGUGGUAUGGAUCAUGCACUCAUGGGCAACGCACGCAACUGUGAACGCCUGAUUGAGAUUGGUGGCCUUCGUACUAUUUUUUCGGUCUUCAUGGGGCGGCAUAGUAAAUAUGAGUCGACCAGCAUCACGAAAGCUAGCAAGGCUAGUAAGCAUGCUAAGGAAGAAGAAAACGUGGUGAGUUUGAUAGCUUCACUGUGUGCGUGGGUAUGCGAGAACGCUCCUGUUGAUGGCUAUGACCGUCUCCAUGCCAAGUUUGUGGAAAAUGACAUGGAGAAAAUUGAUCGAUUGGUGGAUCUGUUCGUGAAGUAUCACGAGCGCGUGGAACGUAGCAGUCAUCUUUACGAAAACGAGGAUGAAGAGGAGGAUGAAGAUAGCUACUACUUACGACGUCUAGACGCCGGCUUGUUUGUGCUAGAGCGGAUCGCAUUUGUAGUGGCACACUUGUGCCAUUUUUCAAAAAAAGUUGCGAGCCUACAUCUAUUGGUUGCUGAUGAAGCUGUCGAGAACAACUAUGACGGUGCAAACGCGAAUGAAGCGAAGGCAGUUGUUGAUUCUACAACCGUGGAGGCUCAAAAGCUACAGCUUCGGCAGCUUUUAGAGACACUUGAAGCCGAAAUAAUCCAAGAUGGAAAUGUGUCCACUGAGGAGAUGGAAGCUGGAUUGAAUCAAAAGAUGGAGAAGAAAGAUGAUGAGGCAGAUAGUGACGAGUCGGUGGCAUCGCUUUCGAUAAAAUGA